AUGUCUUUUGCACUCUCCCGAGCAUUCUCUCCAGCAGCGCGGCCAUGGCUACAAUGUGCUAAGCUUCACCGUGUCUCGCGGCUAUCCUAUUCAACCGCGCAUGGUUCAGACCACAUUCAAACAAGAAUCCCCACCCUAAAAGAUAAUAAAAAUGGCAUUCGAUUUCGAGAGUUCGACCUGGAGGACCGCGUCUAUGCCAUUACCGGUGGAGGAAGAGGUCUUGGUCUAGCCAUGGCCGAAGCGUUGAUGGAAGCCGGUGCAAAAGUACACUGCUUGGAUCGUCUGCAGAAUCCCGAUUCCGAAUUCGAAGCGGCCAGAGAACACGGUAAAUCCGAGUACGGUGGCAGCCUCGAGUACCACCGCGUCGACGUCCGUAACGAAACUGACGUCAACGAUGUCUUUGCCAAAAUCGCCGCCAAAGACCAGAGGCUAGAUGGCUUGAUCGCCGCCGCAGGCGUCAACCACGUCCAAAGCGCCCUGGAGACCAGCCAAGCCUCGUUGAACGAAGUCAUGCAAAUCAACUACAACGGCGUCUUCAAUGCCUCCACCGCCGCCGCACGACAGAUGUUCAACUAUCAGCAAAAGGGAUCCAUCUUGCUGGUUGCUAGCAUGAGUGGUUUCAUCGCCAACAAGGGCAUGGUGGCGCCCAUUUACAACUCCUCCAAGGCGGCCGUUGUCCAGCUUACCCGGUCGUUGGCUAUGGAAUGGGGUCGAUACGGUAUCCGUGUUAAUAGCUUGUGUCCUGGCCACAUCAUCACCCCCAUGGUAGAGGAGAUCUUCCAGCAGAACCCAGAGUCCAAGGCUACCUGGGAAGCGGAAAACAUGCUCGGGCGGCUGGCAUACCCCGGGGAGUUCAGAGGCGCUGCUCUCUUUGCCGUUAGUGAUGCGAGCAGCUUCAUGACUGGAAGCUCUAUGAUCAUCGACGGUGGUCAUACUGCUUGGUAG
This is a messenger RNA of Aspergillus wentii DTO 134E9, 945 nucleotides long. RefSeq names its product putative short chain dehydrogenase/oxidoreductase. The transcript has 2 exons. Lineage: Eukaryota; Fungi; Ascomycota; Eurotiomycetes; Eurotiales; Aspergillaceae. Gene Ontology annotation, cellular component: intracellular anatomical structure. The coding region runs from base 1 to 945 and encodes 314 amino acids. Gene Ontology annotation, molecular function: oxidoreductase activity, acting on NAD(P)H, oxygen as acceptor. The record is from RefSeq and is a predicted model, not a curated record.